Molecule: messenger RNA, 603 nt
Organism: Nannizzia gypsea CBS 118893
Lineage: Eukaryota; Fungi; Ascomycota; Eurotiomycetes; Onygenales; Arthrodermataceae
Exons: 3
Coding region: 1-603 (200 amino acids)
Source: RefSeq, a predicted model, not a curated record
AUGAAGCUCUCAAUCUUUCUCCCAGUAACCAUGCUAGCAGCCGCAGCUCUGGCUGUCGAUCUUACUCCCAUUAACAAUCUUCCACCAUGCCCUAAAAAUUGUGUCUAUAGCGGAAUAGGCAAAUCCAAGGAUUUCGGCUGCUCGUUCCCUAGCCCUCAAUGCCUGUGCCGCAACCGUGCAUACCAGCAAUACCUACAUAACUGCGCCCAGAAAUGUACCCCUGCGGAGCGUGACCAGAUGCGCCAAGCUGGAACCAAACUAUGUGUAGAUGCUGCUAUCCCUACUGGAUUGCCCACUGGCCUGCCAAACCUGCCAAUACCCACGGCCAUUCCCACCCUAGUCCCAACAGCCAUUCCUACCUUGAUUCCUACUGCCAUCCCUACUCUUGUCCCAACUGCAAUUCCUACUGCCAUUCCUCCAUGGGCCACUUCCCUUAUCCCACCUAUCCCAAGUCUUCCGUCCAUCCCUGGCCUCCCAUCCCUUCCAAGCCUUCCAUCCAUCCCAGGCAUUCCACCUAUUCCUACCCCAGCAGCUAACGAAAUGUUCAACCAGGCCAAAGCCUCACCCAACUCUAGGGUCAUGAGAGUAAAGCAGGAAGCUUAG